Messenger RNA from Phytophthora infestans T30-4, 817 nucleotides. RefSeq names its product glutathione peroxidase, putative. The coding region runs from base 137 to 640 and encodes 167 amino acids. Gene Ontology annotation, biological process: response to oxidative stress. Lineage: Eukaryota; Oomycota; Peronosporomycetes; Peronosporales; Peronosporaceae. The transcript is spliced from 3 exons. Gene Ontology annotation, molecular function: glutathione peroxidase activity. The record is from RefSeq and is a predicted model, not a curated record.
AGGAGAUCCGAUAAAAAUGCGUGCUCUGUUGUUGCUGGCGGUGACGCUGGCCGUUGCUCUUCUUGGCAUCUGCAAUGGAGAAGUGAAGUCGUUCCUAGACUUUACGAUUCCGGAUCUUAAGGGUCAUCAGGUAUCCAUGCGUGAGUUCAACGCCUUCCCGGUCAUUCUCGUGGUCAACGUGGCCAGCGACUGCGGAUACACGGACAAGAACUAUCGUGAGCUUCAGGAAUUGUACGAGAAAUAUCACGAUGAAGGCUUCAUGGUGCUGGGCUUCCCGUGCAACCAGUUCGGCGGGCAGGAGCCUGGAACUGCUGAAGAUAUCCUUAAGUUUGCACAGGAGAAAUACCACGUGACGUUUCCGCUUUUUAACAAGGUGGACGUGAAUGGUGAAAACGCUCAUCCGCUUUUUAACUUUUUGAAGAAGAAGCUUGACGGAUUCAUCACCAACGACAUCAAGUGGAACUUCACCAAAUUUUUGAUUGUGAACCAUGAGCCAUCCAAGCGGUACGGGACGUCGACAUCGCCAUUGGAGAUUGAAAGCGACAUUGUGCAGGCAUUGCACAGCAGCCGACACGUAGACCAGUUCGACGAUGGUGGCGCGACGGAUGGCGACUACGGAGAUGCUCACGAUGAGUUGUAAGAGAUGCAGCUGGCAAUAUUCAGCAGUCCUUGGUUACCGUUUACCAGUUGAAAACCACAGGUGCCAGCACUGCAGUACUUUGAAGUAGUUUAAAACACGUUUGAAGCCUUUGCCCAGGCCAUUCGUAUGCAGGGCCACUUGCGUAAUUUACUACGUAGUACAAGCUUGCUUCAAUGA